AUUUACCAGAAAUCAUCACAGUCGACUCAAGUAAAAAUUGUAAGCCUACAGGUUGUUUGUUAUUUAUUCAUAGUCUAUUAACAUGGACAAAAAUUUAGUUUUAAACUUUAAAAGAAGCAUAUUUUAUCAAAGCUAACAAAUUGAAAGCCACUUGAUCGGAAAAAUUGAAUAAUAUUUUUUUUUUUUGGCGAAAACAGUUUCAUCAACCAUGCUUCAUGGAAAGUAUUUUUUAUUCCUUAUUAUGACUUGUUUUUUAACUUUUUGUCACUGCAAUAUGAAUAUACAUCGUGCCUUACCUGGUAGCCCGCUUCAUAAAAGACAAAAAAAUUAUUUAUCCAAAAAUUUACAGUUGAAAAGUGAUGAGAAUUUUAAAGUCGGCAUUAAUGAUUUGACAACUGAAGAAGAGGAAGAAGAAACAGACGAAAGUUGGGAUAUUUAUCAGCAAAAAAAGCGGUUUGAAACACCAUGGUUAUAUGCUAUCUCUGCAGCCAUUUUAGUUGGUUCAACUGGAGUAUUUCCACUUUUGCUUUUUAAAUCUAAUCCUGGCCAUUCAUUAAAAGAUUCUGUUUCUCCAGCUCAUUUAAAGAUCCUGUUAAGUUUUGCUGUUGGUGGACUACUAGGUGAUGUAUUUUUGCAUCUUCUUCCAGAAGCUUGGAUGUUUAUUGAAAAAGACAUUAAAAAUCAUAUGGGACACUUUAAAGUUGGUAUAUGGGUAAUUGUUGGUUUUCUUUGUUUUCUUUUCAUUGAAAAAAUUUUUGCAGAAGAAGAAAAAGUCAGAGAAUUCGAAAAUAAAGGGAAAAAUAAGCAUCUUGAAUAUGAACAACUUUUUUUUCAACACGAUCCUGUUUCCAAGAGUAAUGAUACAAUAUUAGACAAGAAAUUGUGUAAUGAAGAAUUACGGUUGAGGCAUCAUUUUGGUAACUGUAAAAUUGGAGAUAGAGAUAAAAACACAUCAAAAGAAGAAAAUAAAAAUAUUUCUGAAGAACAAGGAGACUUCCAUAAAGAACAAGAUGAAAACAUUUUUGAAGAGGAAGAUAAAAAUGAUGAAGUAUACUCAGAAGCAAAGAUAAAAGUAAUUGGUUAUUUAAACUUAUUAGCAAAUUGUAUUGACAAUUUUACGCAUGGCCUUGCUGUAGCUGGUAGUUUUAUGGUCAGCAUACCUGUUGGUUUGUGCACUACGCUUGCGAUUCUUUUGCAUGAAAUUCCUCAUGAAAUAGGAGACUUUGCUAUUUUACUUAAUGCUGGCUUCACACGCUGGGAUGCUGCUAAAGGUCAAUUUUUGACAGCAUCAGGAGCAGUUUUUGGUUGUGUAUUCGGCUUGUUUGCUGAAGAAGCAGGUGACUCUUCAGCUUGGGUUUUGCCUUUUACAUCUGGCGGUUUUCUUUACAUUGCCAUGGUAACUAUUGUACCUGAUCUCCAAAAAGAAGAAUCGCUUCGCGCCUCUUUGCUGCAAAUAACAGCUUUGUUUUGUGGAUUGUUUGCCAUGGCAUUUGUUUCAUCGCUUCAUCACUAAAGUAUUUUUUUGUUUUGUUUUUUAAAAUACUUGAUAUCUUCUUAAAAUAUUUUAUAGUUUUUUGAUUGGAAUAAAUACAUUAUAUUUAGUGUUAUUCUAGAACAUUUUUUUUGUGUGUGACCAUGUAAAAUUUUAACAGUCGAUAGUUAUCUUUUCUAGAAACAGUAAUAAAAAAAUGUAUACGCGACGAAAAUUUAUUCAUUUACGAUAAAAUUUAUUCAUAUACGAUAAAAUUUAUUCAUAUACGAUACAAGUUAUUCAUAAACAAUAAUAUUUCAAUAAUAUACUUAAUACAUAAUUCAUACACAAUUCAAUUACAAAUUAUUCAUACGCGAUAAAAAUCUUUUUGAACAAAAUCAAUCUUACUAAACAAAUACUGUUUCUCUAAAGUUUUUAUAUAUACAUAUUUUUUUGAAUAUGACAGAUUAUUAGAUAAAUUAUUUUGUGAAAAAAAUAUAUUUUUUAUCUUGAACAAUGUUAAUUGGAUAAACGAAAUAAAAUUAUAUUUUAUUAUAACUGCAGAAUUUUGGAUUUUUGUCUCAAAAAUGUUGUUGCGCUUAUGUCGAUACAUUUGACUAAAUGUCCUUUACAAACCUCAAAUUUAUCAAAAAGUAAAAUGAUUAAUUAAGUUGAAUAAAAAAAAAUAAAGGCUAAUUUUUAUAAAUGUAUUCCAUAAAUCUUUUUAAGCUCUUAAAAUUAGUUGGUAGUACUUCAGGAAUUCGCAAAUUAGUCGAGUAAGCACGACAGUAUCGACACGAUAGUGUCGACGAUUUAAUAUAAACUUUAAAUAUGAUUAUUUUUAUUGAAAUAAAAAAAUGGCUUGA
Messenger RNA from Hydra vulgaris (swiftwater hydra), 2337 nucleotides. NCBI's taxonomy places the organism in Eukaryota, Metazoa, Cnidaria, Hydrozoa, Anthoathecata, Hydridae. The record is from RefSeq and is a predicted model, not a curated record.